AUGGAUUGGAUCAUUCACCUUGAUACUAAUGAGUUGAUUCACCUAGCUGGUGCCCGAGAGUACGCCCUGAGGCGAUUGCUUUUAGAUGUUCCUGACAAUGUUGACAUGGUUAUCUUCCCCAAUUAUGAGAGCAGCAUUGAGCAUGAUGACAUUAAGGAUCCUUUCACUGAGCUUGCAUCAUUUAUACAGAAGGGGUGA
Messenger RNA from Miscanthus lutarioriparius, 198 nucleotides. Lineage: Eukaryota; Viridiplantae; Streptophyta; Magnoliopsida; Poales; Poaceae. The record is from the annotation of a GenBank genome assembly.